AUGGGAGCUCGCGAGUUCAUUGGCCAUGACGUUCAGAACCGCAGUCGAGAUGGCUCUCGGGAAGCAGAGGAGAAAGGUCAGACACCGGCAGCAACCAGCACGGCUCGCAGGAUCAUGAGCAAGGCCAAGCUCAUCAUCACCCCUCUGGAUUCCCAUCGACGUGAAGCCUUUGCGUCGUAUCCGUCCGGAGCAGGCCCUCUCUCCACGGAAAGUGUUGACGAAUGUAAGACCACCACCAGCUCGCGAGAAGAAUUCGGAUUGACAGUGGCAGAUAUUGCGAUUCUCCGCAAAGAAGAACUGUGUCUGAAAGUCACUCCCGAUGUCGACCAUCCAGCGAUCUCGGUCGUUUUUCCCAUGUCUAUACAGGACCCCGGGUUGUUCAAAUGUCUCCUCGUGGGUGCUCAAAGUCUGCAUGACUGGCGUCGUGAUCCCUUUCACGUCAACCGCUCGCGUCCCAUGAUCAAGUUGCAGAAUGAAGCCAUUCUUGCCCUGCGCACCCGACUUUCCGCACCAUCUGCCUAUCUCGACGAUGGUGUCUUGAUCUCGAUUACUCAUCUUAUGAUAGCCGAUUCGUGUCGCCGGGACUUGGUGUCGUUGAAAUCCCAUCUCAAAGGGGCCAGGCAAAUCAUCUCGAUGCGCGGGGGACUUGGAACCUCGCCAGCUCACCUGGCAAUCCGAGCCCUUUUGACGACAGUGGAGUUUUAUAUUGCCUUGGGCCAAUAUCUUCAGAUCAGUCCUGAUGAUCCGACCGCCAUUCCUGUCCACCAGAUCGAAUACGUCCGACAUCCAUUCCCCCCCGACAUCUGCCGUGACGUCGCCACCCUCCCCGUCGGUCUUGCUGAGGCUGCCCUUUCCGGGCAUCUGAGCGUUCAGUGUAUCAAGCUCCUUGCUUCAGUGGCGUCAUGGGCAUCCUUGGUGGAUGGCCCCGAUCCGUCUUCGCCAGAUGAAACACGAGAACGAGACUCAAAAGACAGAUAUUGCAGGCUCUUCUGCGAACCCAGAGAAUGUUCCCGCAGCGCCAUCAUGAUCCUGCUUGAUCUCAAAAGAGCCGGAUUACCUGUGGGCUUGGAACAUGUCAUCUGCCUAGGCUUGGCCAUCGCUGUCCGGCACGUCAGCGGCGAGAACCGUACCAACAUCUUCGACACUGCCUCGCUCGCUGCGUUGACCAAGAGCGUCAAAGACAUCGACAAUCCGUCAGUAUCGGACUCUGAAGUCAUCAUCUGGCUUUCCCUGGUCAUCAGCUGGCGCACACAAUCCCCGAAGCCUGUGCCCAAGGCUGACGCUCUCCUGGACUACGUUCUGGAUUCCUUCCACGCGACCCGUUCCUGGAAGAAAGUGUCGGCCAUAUGUCGCAAAUUCUGGUGGUUCGAGCGGUUCCAGGUGGAAUGGGAGCAGUGCUGGGCUCGGGGCAUUGCCAGACAGCAACAACGGGCGUUGAUGGAACAACCUCACCCCGCGAGCUACAGAAGACGAUCUUCAGCGGGCCAAUCAUCGAGCAUUGCGGCUCUCCAGAAAUACACCGCGCACAUUGGAUCUGGGUGA
Messenger RNA from Fonsecaea erecta, 1542 nucleotides. RefSeq lists its product as hypothetical. Bases 1 to 1542 code for a protein of 513 amino acids. The transcript is spliced from 3 exons. NCBI's taxonomy places the organism in Eukaryota, Fungi, Ascomycota, Eurotiomycetes, Chaetothyriales, Herpotrichiellaceae. The record is from RefSeq and is a predicted model, not a curated record.